Moesziomyces aphidis is the source of this 336-nucleotide messenger RNA. Lineage: Eukaryota; Fungi; Basidiomycota; Ustilaginomycetes; Ustilaginales; Ustilaginaceae. The record is from the annotation of a GenBank genome assembly.
AUGGCAUUCUUCGGCUUCCGCGCUUACCCUACGCCCAUCCUGAAGCCCAUGUGGCCGUUCUUCAUCGCCGCCGGUGUCGUCUUCUACGGCGUCAACAAGCUGCAGGACAUGGCGGUCUCCACCGAGGAGGCAUCCAAGGACCCUCGCAACCCGCCAGAAGGUGCUCAAGGCGGCCCACCACUAAGUGCAAAGCGACGACAACAACAACACACGGCUUUGACGGCUGGGUUGCCACUUUCUUGCAUCGCUGAUCAUACGAAAAGCAGGCCGCAACUCGAUACACUGCAGUAUUCCCAGCACGUCUCGGCCAUCCCUCGUUGCGCAAUGCACACCUAG